Molecule: messenger RNA, 2310 nt
Organism: Arachis duranensis
Lineage: Eukaryota; Viridiplantae; Streptophyta; Magnoliopsida; Fabales; Fabaceae
Product: phosphoenolpyruvate carboxykinase (ATP) 1
Exons: 12
Coding region: 76-2076 (666 amino acids)
Biological process (GO): gluconeogenesis
Cellular component (GO): cytosol
Molecular function (GO): ATP binding; phosphoenolpyruvate carboxykinase (ATP) activity
Source: RefSeq, a predicted model, not a curated record
GCAUAACUUAAACAUAAAAUUAGUUGUGGCGUUGAAGAGAAACGAAUCUGACACGUGGUUUAGCGAGUGUGAGAAAUGGCGAAGAAGGAAGCAUCAACAGAGAACGGUUUCAGCUUCACGAGAAGCGCAAGCAGCAAUGCCCGUAACGGCCUCGCUAGGAUCCAAACCCAUACCAACACGCCGGAGGUCUGUCACGACGACAGCACCCCUCCGGUGAGAGCCCAAACCAUUCACGACCUUCACUCUCUCCAGAAGAAGAAGUCAUCUGCCCCCUCCACUCCCAUCACUUCUUCUUCAGCCACCUCUCCCUUUUCCACCAUUCUUGAAGAGGAACGCCAGCGCCUUCAACUUCAAUCCAUCAGCGCGUCAUUAGCGUCGUUGACUCGGGAGACAGGGCCUAAGGUGGUGAGAGGAGACCCUGCUAGCAAGGUGGUGACUCAUCAUCACCAUGAUCAUCACUAUAUUACUCCUACCUUUGAUGCUAGUGACAGUGCUCUCAAAUUCACCCACGUUCUCUACAAUCUCUCUCCUGCUGAAUUGUAUGAACAAGCAAUUAAGUAUGAGAAAGGAUCGUUUAUUACGGCAACGGGAGCAUUAGCCACACUUUCGGGUGCAAAGACUGGACGGUCUCCCAGAGACAAAAGGGUUGUGAAAGAUGAGUCCACUGAGCAUGAUCUUUGGUGGGGCAAGGGCUCACCUAAUAUUGAAAUGGAUGAGCAUACUUUCUUAAUCAACAGAGAAAGAGCAGUUGAUUACUUGAAUUCCCUUGAAAAGGUUUUUGUGAAUGAUCAAUUUCUGAAUUGGGACCCAGAACAUAGAAUCAAGGUCCGAAUUGUAUCAGCAAGAGCUUAUCAUUCCUUGUUUAUGCAUAAUAUGUGCAUUCGACCAACUCCUGAAGAGCUAGAGGAAUUUGGGACCCCGGAUUUCACUAUAUACAAUGCCGGACAGUUCCCUUGUAAUCGGUACACGCAUCACAUGACUUCAUCGACCAGCAUUGACAUCAACAUAGCAAGGAAAGAAAUGGUCAUCCUUGGCACACAAUAUGCUGGUGAAAUGAAGAAAGGUCUUUUUAGUGUUAUGCACUACCUCAUGCCGAAGCGCAAUAUUCUCUCGCUUCACUCGGGCUGCAACAUGGGAAAAAAUGGCGAUGUUGCGCUCUUUUUUGGAUUAUCAGGUACUGGAAAGACAACUCUUUCUACUGAUCAUAACCGGUAUCUAAUCGGAGAUGAUGAGCACUGCUGGAGCGAAAAUGGGGUGUCGAAUAUUGAAGGAGGUUGCUACGCAAAGUGUGUUGAUCUUUCAAGGGAAAAGGAGCCAGAUAUUUGGAAUGCUAUCAAGUUUGGGACUGUGGUUGAAAAUGUUGUUUUCGAUGAGCAUACUCGGGAAGUAGAUUUCUCAGACAAAUCCGUAACCGAGAACACUCGUGCAGCUUAUCCUAUUGAGUACAUACCUAAUGCUAAGAUACCAUGUGUUGCUCCACAUCCAAAGAAUGUUAUCCUUCUAGCUUGUGAUGCAUUUGGGGUGCUCCCACCAGUAAGCAAGUUGAGCUUGGCACAAACAAUGUACCAUUUCAUCAGUGGCUACACGGCACUGGUUGCUGGGACUGAGGAUGGUAUAAAGGAGCCACAAGCGACCUUCUCUGCUUGUUUUGGGGCAGCAUUCAUAAUGAUGCAUCCUACCAAAUAUGCAGCUAUGCUAGCCGAGAAGAUGCAGAAGCACGGUGCUACCGGAUGGCUUGUCAACACCGGCUGGUCAGGAGGAAGAUAUGGAGUAGGCAAUAGGAUAAAAUUAGCAUACACAAGGAAAAUCAUAGAUGCCAUUCACUCCGGGAGCCUCUUGAAUUCAGAGUACACAAAGACUGAGGUAUUUGGACUUGAGAUCCCAACAGCAAUUGAGGGUGUCCCUUCUGAAAUAUUGGACCCUGUGAACACUUGGGCUGAUAAGAAGGCAUACCAAGAUACUCUUAUGAAAUUAGCGAGUCUUUUCAAGAAGAACUUCAACGGAUUCAUAAGCUACAAGAUAGGGACAGAUCAGAGUUUGACAGAAGAGAUUCUGGCAGCUGGUCCUACCUUGUGAUUGCAUUUGGAACACUUUAAACUAAGAAAUGGACCCAAGUUUCUGAAUAUUCCAUCCAUUAUAUGUUUGAGUUUCACUGAAAGAUGAUCAUUUACAUUUUAUGUACCCUUUCAUGCAUCUGUCUGUAUAUUUGUUAUUCUGAGCGAGGUUAUUACAUAUUUAGAAUUUUGCAUUAUGAGGCUACGGUCUCUUCUCUUGGCUAUAUUUGAAUUGAAGUGUGGUAUUGAAAAGACA